Molecule: messenger RNA, 1521 nt
Organism: Cyanistes caeruleus (blue tit)
Lineage: Eukaryota; Metazoa; Chordata; Aves; Passeriformes; Paridae
Source: RefSeq, a predicted model, not a curated record
UUUCUGGUUUUGUAGCCCGACUGGAUCCCACGUGGAAUGGUGUAAACAACUGAUAGCUGCAACCAUUUCAAGUCAGAUUUCAGGGUCUGUCCCUUCAGAGGGUGUAGCCAAAGACUACAGGGUGUACAGGAGGCCAGUUAUACGGCAGGAGAUUCAGGAUGGACACAAUGGCUAUCAUUCUGAAGCAGAACCUGAUCAGGUGGCACUGCGGGAUGGAAACAAACUGGCACAGAUGGAAGAGGCUCCACUUUUUCCUGGAGAAUCAAUCAAAGUUAUCGCUAAGGAUGUUAUGUAUAUCUGCCCAUUUAUGGGAGCAGUCAGCGGUACGCUCACAGUGACGGACUUCAGAAUGUUUAUCAAAAGUGCUGAGAGGGAUCCACCUUUUGUUGUUGAUGUUCCCCUUGGAGUUAUAAGUAGGGUUGAAAAAAUUGGAGUACAGAGCCAUGGAGACAAUUCAUGUGGUAUAGAAAUAGUUUGCAAGGAUAUGAGAAAUUUGCGGCUUGCCUAUAAACAGGAGGAGCAGAACAGACUGGAGAUCUUUGAAAACCUUGUAACACGUGCAUUUCCUGUUUCUAAUGGGCUGCCUCUUUUUGCAUUCAGCUACAAAGAAAAGUUUGCUGUUAAUGGCUGGAAAGUGUAUGAUCCAAUGGCAGAAUAUAAGAGGCAGGGCUUGCCCAAUGAGAGUUGGAAAAUAUCCAAAAUUAACAGCACCUAUGAGCUUUGUGAUACAUAUCCUGCUGUUCUUGUUGUGCCAACCAGUGUAAAGGACGAUGACCUCUCAAAAGUGGCAGCAUUUAGAGCAAAAGGGAGAAUUCCUGUGUUGUCCUGGAUUCAUCCUGAGAGUCAAGCAACAAUAACACGAUGCAGCCAGCCAUCAGUUGGCCCAAAUGAUAAGCGUUGCAAGGAAGAUGAAAAAUAUUUGCAGACAAUUAUGGAUGCCAAUGCUCAGUCACAUAAACUUAUCAUCUUUGAUGCCAGGCAGAAUAGUGUUGCAGACACAAACAAGGCUAAAGGUGGAGGAUAUGAAAGCGAAAGUGCCUACCCAAAUGCAGAGCUGGUCUUUCUGGAGAUUCAUAAUAUACAUGUCAUGAGAGAAUCCCUGCGGAAACUUAAAGAAAUUGUUUAUCCUACUAUUGAUGAGACUCGGUGGCUGUCAAACGUGGACUCCACACACUGGCUGGAAUAUAUAAGGAUGCUUCUUGCUGGAGCAGUAAGAAUUGCAGAUAAAAUUGAAUCUGGUAAAACAUCUGUAGUGGUGCACUGCAGUGAUGGCUGGGAUCGAACUGCACAGCUCACUGCACUGGCCAUGCUUAUGCUGGACAGCUAUUACAGAACCAUCAAGGGCUUUGAAGUACUUGUAGAGAAAGAAUGGAUAAGUUUUGGACAUCGAUUUGCAAUGAGAGUGGGACAUGGAGAUGAUGACCAUGCAGAUGCUGACAGAUCUCCCAUUUUCCUGCAGUUCAUUGACUGUGUUUGGCAAAUGACAAAGCAGGUAAGAUGCUGAAGAGUGUAUUUCUAUGA